AUGUCUUUGGAUGAAGAUUUCGAUAAGCUGAGGCUUAACUCCCAAUAUUCAGAGCAUGGUGAUAUCAGGCUGUUGGAAAAACAUGAACACAAGAUAAAAACUGAUGAGAUUUCUAUUUCAAGAGGAAAGACAACUAAAGACAAGGCUAACAGAGCUACCGUAGAAAAUGUUUUAGACCCCAGAACUAUGGGGUUUUUAAGAGGUUUGAUGAACAGAGGAGUUCUUUCUGAUUUUAAUGGUUGUCUGAGCACAGGCAAAGAAGCCAAUGUUUAUCAUGCAUUUUCAGGACUGAAAGAGGGAAUGGACAGCAGUUUGAGAAGAGAAUAUGCAAUCAAAAUAUACAAAACGUCAAUACUGGUUUUUAAAGACCGUGAGCGUUACGUUGAUGGAGAGUUUCGAUUUCGGAAGUCAAGAUCUCAGCACAAUCCAAGGAAAAUGAUAAAAAUAUGGGCAGAAAAAGAGUUUAGAAAUCUGAGAAGGAUUUAUCAAAGUGAUGUUGUUCCUGGACCUGAACCCAUUGAGGUUAGAAAUAAUGUUCUUGUGAUGGAAUUUUUAAGUCGAGGCAAUGGGUUUGCGUCCCCAAAACUGAGAGAUUAUCCUUACAAGGAUCGAGAUGAUAUUUAUCAUUAUUAUUAUACAAUGAUUGCUUACAUCAGACUUCUGUAUCAAAUAUGUCGUCUAGUGCAUGCCGAUCUCUCGGAGUAUAAUGCGAUUGUCCAUAACGAAAAACUGUACAUAAUCGAUGUUUCUCAAAGUGUUGAGCCGGAACAUCCAAUGAGUUUGGAUUUCUUGAGAAUGGAUAUAAAAAAUAUAAAUCUCUACUUUGAGAAAUUGGGAAUCGAUGUCUUUCCUGAACGUCUCAUAUUCCAAUUUGUGAUCUCUGAAGAACUAGAAAGUUUUGGUGGUGAUUACAGAAGUUCAGAUGAUUUGAGUUUGUACGUAUCGAAGACCUUGCCAGUGAAAUCAGGCUCCAAGGAUUCAGAAGAGGAUGAGGUGUUCAGAAGUUUGUAUUUGAUUAGAAAUUUGGGAGGCCUGGAGGAACGUGAUUUCGAGAGAUUCACAGACGGCAAAUUCGAUCUUUUGAAGAGUUUAAUUGCACACGAUAAUGAAAAAAACUAUAAAGAUGAGGAAAUCGGUGAAAAUAUUCCAGAUGGUGACGUCAGCGCAGGAGAUGAUUCUGAGGAGGAUGAGGAAGAUGGCCACACUAGUUUGGAUAGCGAAGACGAGCAAGAUGAAUCCGACGAUGAAAGUGCGAACGAUUCAGACUAUACAGAUGAUGACGAUUCCAAGAAACCCAAAGGGAAAAAGUUUGAAAACAAGGAGGAUAAGAAGCAACGUAAACAAGAAACAAAAGACGCUAAGAGAGAGAAAAGAAAAACUAAAGUUAAGAAACAUAUCAAAAAAAAAAUGCUAAAAAAAACAAAGUCGAAAAAAUAG
Molecule: messenger RNA, 1437 nt
Organism: Zygotorulaspora mrakii
Lineage: Eukaryota; Fungi; Ascomycota; Saccharomycetes; Saccharomycetales; Saccharomycetaceae
Gene: RIO1
Product: protein kinase RIO1
Exons: 1
Coding region: 1-1437 (478 amino acids)
Biological process (GO): maturation of SSU-rRNA
Cellular component (GO): cytosol; preribosome, small subunit precursor
Molecular function (GO): ATP binding; protein serine/threonine kinase activity
Source: RefSeq, a predicted model, not a curated record